CUGAGGGGCGGUUUGAGAAGGCUGCAGUGGAGUACCAGGAACAGCUGUGUGCCGUGACGGGGAUGGACUGUUCCAUUAAGGGCUUUGACCGCUCACUCCUCAAACUGGGCGGAGCAAACAGCUCUAACACAGCCAGCCCCAAACACAACGGCAACGGUGAGACACACAGCUCUAACACAGCCAGCCCCAAACACAACGGCAACGGUGAGACACACAGCUCUAACACAGCCAGCCCCAAACACAACGGCAACGGUGAGACACACAGCUCUAACACAGCCAGCCCCAAGCACACUGGCAACGGUGAGACACACAGCUCUAACACAGCCAGCCCUAAACACAACGGCAACAGACACACAGCUCUAACACAGCCAGCCCCAAACACAACGGCAACGGUGAGACACACAGCUCUAACACAGCCAGCCCCAAACACAACGGCAACGGUGAGACACACAGCUCUAACACAGCCAGCCCCAAACACAACGGCAACGGUGAGACACACAGCUCUAACACAGCCAGCCCCAAGCACACUGGCAACGGUGAGACACACAGCUCUAACACAGCCAGCCCCAAACACAACGGCAACAGACACAGCUCUAACACAGCCAGCCCCAAACACAACGGCAACGGUGAGACACAGCUCUAACACAGCCAGCCCUAAACACACUGGCAACGAUGAGACACACAGCUCUAACACAGCCAGCCCCAAACACACUGGCAACGAUGAGACACACAGCUCUAACACAGCCAGCCCCAAACACACUGGCAACGAUGAGAACGCGGAAUAGGGGGACAUUUCAGAGGCAACCACAAGCUGAUAAUAAAUCCAAGUGUUCC
Oncorhynchus tshawytscha (Chinook salmon) is the source of this 834-nucleotide messenger RNA. Its product is annotated as platelet glycoprotein Ib alpha chain-like. The record is from RefSeq and is a predicted model, not a curated record. Lineage: Eukaryota; Metazoa; Chordata; Actinopteri; Salmoniformes; Salmonidae. The coding region runs from base 63 to 785 and encodes 240 amino acids. The transcript is spliced from 2 exons.